CAUUAUGUGCGUGUAGCACUAUACUUAUAAAAAAAGUAACAUUUCAAGUACUUGAAAUACACUCUAUUAUACCCGUUGUGAACAUUUAGCACUUAACUUAUCAAGAAAGUAUCAUUUCAAGUACUCCAAAAUCAUCUCAUUGUGGAUACUCUGACCCAUUAAACCCUAAUUCCACUCCAACCUUUCACACCAUAAAAUGACAAAUGCCAAAAAUAAUUAUACUAUAAAAAAUAAUCCCUCGAAAAGAGACAAAAAAAAUAAUUAUGCGAGGCCUUGGGAUCCCUACCUUUCCUAAUAAACAAUGCCACAUGAAUCCAAUAAAAGCCCAACUCUUUCUGCUGCCGUCGCCUUCACGUGUCCUUCAUUUCUGCCCUUUUCCUUCUUCUCUUCCUAUCAAGCUCCUUGGAUGAAGGGAUUCCCUUUGACUCCAAGUACAUAUACAUUACCAAUUGACCAAAUACACAUGAAUCCAUUCCGCUAAAACAUGAACGAGCUUUGCUUUCACGCAAUCGUCAGUUUUUUUCAAUCUAAUCUAAUGACUCCAAUGGGAUUCAAGGUCAAAGUGUUGAAGUAAUCUUGGAUCCUUCACAGUAACCCUUUUUUCACUAUAAAAAGGCGUAGCCAAAUAAGAAAUUCCACUCUUUUAGUCUCUCUCCUCUCUCUCUCUCUCUCUCCCUUGAAGCGAAGUUAGUCAAAUUGCAGCUCGCACCAGAAGAUAAUGAGUGAACUGAGACAUCUCAUCAAUGGCAUAUCGUCAUACGAGACCAACAUUAUGCUUGCCGCACUCAUAUCCCUCCUUUUAGUCAUCCUCUUCGUCUUGCUCCUCCACAUAUACGCCAAAUGGUUCUUGUCUCAACCCCGCCAGGGACAGCAGUCUAGCUCUGUCACCGUCUCUCACGUCCUCCGCCCUUCUAGGUUCCACAAUUUCCACACACUCCACUUGGAGGACACCGCCUCCGCCACAGCUCCUAAUUCAACCUCCAAGGGUCUCGACGCUUCUCUAAUCGCUUCAAUUCCUUUGUUUGUGUAUAAAUCAAACAACGUCAAAUUAGAAUACUGCGUGAUUUGUUUGAGCAUGUUCCAAGAGGAGGAAAUCGGAAGGAACUUGCCAGAAUGCGGACACGGGUUUCACGUGGAGUGCAUUGACAUGUGGCUGCAUUCGCACGCCAACUGUCCAAUUUGCAGAGCUCCUGCGCUGGUCAACGAUGACUACAAGGUUGAAACAGAGUCAAACACUGAGAUAGUACUUGUUGAUGUUAGUUCCAUUGAUUCCGUGACGAUUGAGAAUGUGACGGAGAACAAUGACUCUACAUCUUCUUCAACAUCUUCUAUGUCGUCUCUGGGGAACUCACUGAAGAGAAUGUUAAGUAGGAACAGUUCAGAACACAGAGUGUUUCCAACUUUCAAUGGAAGCGAAUUCGAAGCUUGAGAGAAAGAGUCGCAUUGUUCAUUGUGGGGGAUGCUUUAUCAAGUACAGAAAUUCUUGAUAACUUGUUUAAUCUUUCUCUGAUAGUUCUCUCAUUGAUAAAUUAACGUACAUCACACAAAUCGCUGACCAUAAAUUUUCCUUUUAACUC
Molecule: messenger RNA, 1577 nt
Organism: Tripterygium wilfordii
Lineage: Eukaryota; Viridiplantae; Streptophyta; Magnoliopsida; Celastrales; Celastraceae
Product: RING-H2 finger protein ATL63-like
Exons: 1
Coding region: 719-1429 (236 amino acids)
Biological process (GO): protein ubiquitination
Source: RefSeq, a predicted model, not a curated record